Strongylus vulgaris is the source of this 665-nucleotide messenger RNA. NCBI's taxonomy places the organism in Eukaryota, Metazoa, Nematoda, Chromadorea, Rhabditida, Strongylidae. The record is from the annotation of a GenBank genome assembly.
AUGGAGAUUCAAAAUGCAUUUCAAAUUCAAUGGGACAAAACGCCGUAUCAAUCUUUUACGGAAUAUUUCUUUGCAAAAAUCCCGACGCACGGCAGCAAUCUGGCCAUUGUUGAUGUCGAUACCGGUAAACAGUGGCGAUACUCGGAAAUCAGGGGAUGGUGUGACAUGUGCAGCAUGCGUCUUAGGGAACUUCAGGUAUCAUCAACUAGCAGAGUGGCUGUAAUAACCGGAACUACUGGGCAAGCGAUUUUUGUUCACCUCGCAUGUGCUAUGAUAGGUUGUACUGCAGUAGCUGUAAACGGAUGGGGCACAGUGGAUGAGAUCUGGCAAGUUGUGGAUCUGAGCGAAGCGACACACCUAAUCGUGGAAUCGCAGUUCAUGCAGAAGGCUGAAGAUGUUCGAAGAAAAGCUCAAAUGAGAGGAGGUGGACGAAUCAAACAUGUACGACCGAUUGACGACGUACUCACUACGGAUGCUAUCGAAGCCAAGAGGAGGUUAGAAACGAGCAGCAAUGGCAGAAUGGAAAAUUAUUUUGUGCUUAUUUUUGUAGACUUUCCAGGAAUCCUCUCAUCAAAGAAGCAUCAUCAAAUAAGAUUACGUGGGUUUACCUAUCUCGGAGGGUGUUACAAAACGUUACUUAUUUCGGCAGGUGUCAGUGGUUGAUG